GAAAUUGAAAAUAAUGACAUUUUAAAUUUGUCAGCGAUUAUCUUAAUUUUUGUUAAUGAAUUCCGCUGUUUCGAACGCUAUGCGGUUUUGAAUAAAUGAUGGAGUUCAGACAAGCAUACGGCCUUCGAAACUAGUAGGUGUUACAAUGGUCACGCCGUGGUUCAUCGUGCUAUCAUUUGCCGUAGGCUUUGUCACCACGUACAAUUCUACUUGGGAUAAAACAUGUUUUAAGAUUAAAACUAACAAACGGGCUGAUGACUGCUGCAAUAUCCCAGGAUCGUUCGAUGAAGCAUUACUUAAGCAAUGUUACGAUGAAAAGAAAUUCAAAGAAAACGAACAAGAAGGCGUAACGUGUAUAGCGGAGUGCGUCGCCCGAGAACUGGGUGCCUACAAGAAUAACAAAUUGGUCAAGGAAAACGUUCGGUUGGUGUUCGAAAGCACAAUUGGUGGCGAUCUGAACUUGAAACCCGUCUUAGAAGGAGUCUUCGAUAAAUGCUACGACCGUAUAUCUGAGAUUGAUGCCCUUGAUCGCAACAAGACUGGAGCAGCAUGUCACUUUGCACCAGCAUUUUUGCUGGACUGCGUGCAUUCGGGGAUAUUUGAGAAAUGUCCUGCUGGUGUAUGGGACGGCGGUGAUGGUUGCGAAGAGCUUAAAGAGAAACUGAAACGAGGUUGUCCAUACUUUGCUAUUUCAGAAACACUUUAAAGUUGUUCAAUGAGAACUUUGCUUGUGAAAGUCGACAGCGUUUUGAGCAGAUAUAUAAAAUAUCAUAUAUGUUUUCCAUUCAAAAUCCGAAGGCUAACCAUGUGUACGUACACACUUCAAACAAGAUAUCAAUUGCGGUAAAUAGCUUGCUGAGAAUCUCGGUACGAGACACAGAAGAGUACUCUACAGUUUAAGUCGAAAUACGUGGGAUGCAAACAGAUAGUUGGGUUUAAACUGAACUGUAUUGAUCUCGAUUUUCGUUUAUUCUUUUUUUCAUGACAAGCGAAACUUUUGAUUAUAAGGGCUAACAAAUAGCUCUGUAUGUAUAAAUUACCAUCAUCAAAGCUAAAAUGAUAGCACUUUCACGCUUUAAUAUUAUCCUGUAAAACAGAUAAGGAUAUCUGG
Messenger RNA from Aedes albopictus (Asian tiger mosquito), 1111 nucleotides. Its product is annotated as general odorant-binding protein 67. The coding region runs from base 146 to 706 and encodes 186 amino acids. The record is from RefSeq and is a predicted model, not a curated record. Gene Ontology annotation, molecular function: odorant binding. The transcript has 4 exons. Lineage: Eukaryota; Metazoa; Arthropoda; Insecta; Diptera; Culicidae.